AUAAUAUAAUUGUAUUGUAGUCAGUACUGAGUCAUAAUUUGUGUAAGCUGCAGGCCGGGAGCUAGAAGCCUAUUAGUUAAUUAAGAAGAUUAAUUGUGAGAUGGAAAAAUCAACUAGAAAUCAAGAAAUUCAACAAAAAGUGGAAACUGUCACAAAUGGAAAUCAAAAUCAUGCUGAAAUUCAUCAAUUGGAUCAGGAAGCUGCAAACACUUUGAGUUGUGGAUUAAUGGAAAUCAACAUAGAGAGUUGGUAAUUAGCAUCAAAGAAAUGGCUGAAAGUUGCUUGGAGCUGCCUCCCUUAUCAUCAAACAAGUGUUGUAUCUACAGGAUUCCAACUUGGCUUCGCAAAUUGAAUGAGGAAGUCUACACUCCUCAGGUUAUAUCGAUAGGGCCUUUCCACCAUAGCAGCAAAAGAUUAGAACCCAUGGAAAAGUUGAAACUGAAAUAUUUUCAGAGAUUCCUGCAGCGGGUUGACUUCAACGUGGAGAUUUUAGUAAACGCCAUAAAGCUAAAUGAAGAAAGUGUGCGUAGUUGUUAUGCAGAAACCAUCAAGUUUAGCAGUGAUGAUUUCGUGAAAUUAAUUUUGGUGGAUGGGAUCUUUAUUAUUGAAUUUUUCUACGGAUUGUGGUCCCAAGGACCAUAUAGUGUUAUUCGUGAGAACCAUAUACUGUUAAACCCAAUAUCGUGGCUGGCAAUUAUGUUGGACUUGAAGUUACUGGAAAAUCAACUUCCUUUCUUUGCUCUUGAGAUAUUAUUCCGCCAUGCACGUGUACCGAUUUGUGAGCAUCCUUCCUUCAAUUUGCUUGCAAUUCAUACCUUUGAGAGCAUUAACGAUCAGAAAUUGCAUCAAAAUCAUGAAGCGUAUGAAAUUAGACAUUUUGCUGAUUUGGCUAGAGCAUUUUUUCUUCCAUCAUCCAGAAAGCUGCCACCAUAUGGAAGAGAUCCUGCUUAUGCUGAUCAUUUAUAUACUGCAAGCCAGUUGGACGAGGCUGGAGUGAAGUUUAAGGUGAGCUCAAGCAAAUGCUUACUUGACCUGAAAUUCACCAACGGAACGUUCGAAAUUCCUUGCAUAAAAUUGUAUAAUUCGACUGAGAAUACUUAUCGAAACGUCAUAGCACUCGAGCAAUGCCAUCAUUAUACAAAUAAUCCACAAUUUACAGACUACAUUGUGCUAUUGACUUUCCUAAUCACCACUCCCAAAGACGUGGAUUUACUUAUUAGAAAAGGAAUCAUCAUUAAUGGGCUUGGAGGCAGCAAUGCUGUGGCUUCUUUCCUCAAUAAUCUGGGCACAAAUGUCCCAUAUGGCAUCAACUCUGCUUAUUGUGAUUUGUUUGAAGAUUUGAAUGCAUUCUAUGAGAACCCUAAGCAUAUUUGGAAGGCUACCUUGAAACGUGAUUAUUUCAGCACUCCUUGGAGAAUAGCUUCUACUGCAGCUGCUGGUAUCUUAUUGUUGCUCACUCUCGGACAAUUUAUAUGCUCCAUCAUCCAAGUUGUGAAGAUGUGAAGAAGCUUUGUCCUUGAAAUGCUGGUAGGACAUAAUUAUUUUACUCAUCAUGUUUAGAAAUGAAUUAAUUUGUUUGAUUGCUAGCAACAACUUGGAAAAUUUUAACAUAACAUGCACAAAGAUAAGUACUGUUUGAGAUACUAUGACUUAUCUUCACUUUCUUCAUCUAUUAGUGCAGAACCUUAGCUCUGAAUGCUGUAUAAAUACACCUUCAUAUGUACAUAAUAGAACAUACGAAACACUAAUAUCUUCAACUUCAACACAUUUUCAUUCUUUACUCUGUUCUUCAUUUGCUGGGUUACCGAUUGCUUUGUGCUUUGCCAAACCCCUUGCAUUUGAUAGCACCACAUGUGACGUCUUGGAUUCUAUGGUGAUUUCUUUGUUGUUAAGUUGUGUUUUCCUCAUUUUGCUUACUCAGACAAGUUCUUAGAAUGAAGAACAAAAUCAUAGCUCGAUGUUAUCCCAUCCGUGAUUUACAUGAUGUCCAGUGAAUUGUGUGAUAUCAAUGUUCUCUUUGCAUCAUUCAA
This is a messenger RNA of Juglans microcarpa x Juglans regia, 2030 nucleotides long. RefSeq names its product UPF0481 protein At3g47200-like. The record is from RefSeq and is a predicted model, not a curated record. Lineage: Eukaryota; Viridiplantae; Streptophyta; Magnoliopsida; Fagales; Juglandaceae. Bases 268 to 1503 code for a protein of 411 amino acids. The transcript has a single exon.